Mya arenaria is the source of this 648-nucleotide messenger RNA. RefSeq names its product NXPE family member 3-like. The transcript is spliced from 4 exons. The coding region runs from base 1 to 648 and encodes 215 amino acids. The record is from RefSeq and is a predicted model, not a curated record. NCBI's taxonomy places the organism in Eukaryota, Metazoa, Mollusca, Bivalvia, Myida, Myidae.
AUGGAACGGGUUUUACAAUAUUCUGUUCUGUUCAUAGUCGAUUAUCUGUAUGAUUCUGUUGGCUUUUCGUCAAAACAAACUAACAUAACGGAUCAAUAUCCAUUUCGCCAACAUAAAAUCUUUGAGCGAGUUCCUAAAGCUGAAAAAAAUGAUCGUUUUGAGCUUGGCGAAGUCAUAGAAGUUAGUGUCACACUUGUCACUUAUGGAGGAGUUCGAAAGACGAAUGGAGGAGAUUUUGUACAAAUAAUAGUGAGAAGCCGAGAUAAUACGACAUCUUCGGUGGCUUAUAAUACAAUAGACAACAGAGAUGGAACGUACACAUGCUCUGUGAGAUUGCUUUGGGAAGGGCAAGUUGAAGUGGUCGGUAUUCUAGUAUUUCCAAAGGAAGUAAUUGUUGCGGAUUAUCGGCUUAGAAAUGAGAUCUUGUCUACACACGGAAUAAAAGCGCUGUUCAAAAAUGGGAACACAGAAGAAGAACACUUUUGUCAUCCAAACCAUAUACACCUAAUGAGGCGCAUGAACUAUUCCUCCGUCUGUAAUUUCACAUAUCUUAACUCUGGUAUACCUUGGUAUUGUGGAAGACCAGGCAACAUUAAUCUCCUUUGUAACGAUUGGGAAUAUCUAGCAUCCAGCGGCGUUGGUUGCUAG